Micropterus salmoides (largemouth bass) is the source of this 4872-nucleotide messenger RNA. It is a transcript of the gene kcnh8, whose product is annotated as potassium voltage-gated channel, subfamily H (eag-related), member 8. Gene Ontology annotation, biological process: regulation of membrane potential; potassium ion transmembrane transport. The record is from RefSeq and is a predicted model, not a curated record. Gene Ontology annotation, cellular component: membrane. The coding region runs from base 171 to 3311 and encodes 1046 amino acids. Lineage: Eukaryota; Metazoa; Chordata; Actinopteri; Centrarchiformes; Centrarchidae. Gene Ontology annotation, molecular function: voltage-gated potassium channel activity. The transcript has 16 exons.
GGGUGCGCGCAUCACGGGUGCACUCUCCACCUACUGGGGAUCGCAUUGUGCUGAGUUGACCGAAUAGCUCCUUGUUCUCGGCGGCUUAAAUGGGAGCACCUCACACAUUUGGACGACUUGCACCUUCUCUUCAGUAACUUUGAUGGGGACUUCGAUAUCAAGCAGGGAAAAUGCCUGUGAUGAAGGGAUUAUUAGCGCCACAGAACACGUUUCUGGACACAAUAGCCACACGGUUUGAUGGCACUCACAGCAACUUCAUCCUGGCCAAUGCUCAGGUGUCGCAGGGCUUUCCCAUCGUCUACUGCUCUGAUGGCUUCUGUGAGCUUACAGGCUUCUCCAGGACCGAGGUCAUGCAGAAGAGCUGUGCCUGUAAGUUCCUUUAUGGGCCAGAGACCAGCGAAAGCAUCAUCCUCAGCAUUGACGACGCCCUGGAGGAGCGCAAGGAGUUUAAAGAUGAAAUCAUGUUCUACAAAAAGACAGCUGUGCUGUUCUGGUGCCUGUUGGACAUUGUGCCAAUUAAGAAUGAGAAGGGAGACGUGGUGCUCUUUCUGGCUUCAUUUAAGGACAUCACUGACACUAAAGCCAAAGUCAUCCAAGAAGACAAGAAGGAAGAGCGACGGCGCGGCAGGGUGAAAACAGGCUCUCCAUUCAGCUCAGCUCGUCUGCGGAGCAGCACUGUGCUCUACCACAUCUCUGGUCACCUCCACAGCAAAGAGAAGAGCAAGAUUAAACUCAACAAGAACGUGUUUGGGGAUCCACCUGCUCUGCCAGAGUACAAGGUAGCAGAUGCCAAGAAGUCCAAAUUCAUCUUACUACACUUUAGCACAUUCAAAGCUGGUUGGGAUUGGCUGAUUCUACUUGCCACAUUCUACGUUGCUGUGACGGUGCCUUACAAUGUGUGCUUCAUCGGUGAUGAUGAUGACCUGACCCGCAGCACAACAGUCAGUGAUAUCGCAGUGGAGAUACUGUUCAUCAUAGACAUUGUUUGUAAUUUUCGUACAACCUAUGUCAGCAAGUCGGGCCAGGUGAUCUUUGAUGCUCGACAGAUCUGCAUCCAUUACCUGACCACAUGGUUCAUCAUUGACUUGGUGGCCGCGUUGCCGUUUGAUCUGCUCUAUGCCUUCAAAGUCAGCGUGGUGUCCGUGGUCCACCUGUUAAAAACAGUACGUCUGCUCCGUUUGCUGCGAUUGCUCCAGAAGAUGGACCGAUACUCGCAGCACAGUACAGUGGUACUGACGCUGCUGAUGUCCAUGUUCGCCCUCCUGGCCCACUGGAUGGCCUGCAUCUGGUACAUUAUUGGCAAGAUGGAGAUGGAGGCCAACGCCUAUAACUGGGAUAUAGGAUGGCUCCAUGAGUUGGGGAAGCGUCUGGAGUCGCCAUACUAUGCCGUAGGAGGUGUGAACGGGACCAGUAGCGGCCCCUCCAUCCGCAGCGUCUAUGUCGCCUCACUCUACUUCACCCUCAGCAGUCUGACCAGUGUGGGUUUCGGCAACGUGUCGGCCAACACAGACACAGAGAAAAUUUUCUCUAUUUGCGUCAUGCUGAUUGGAGCACUCAUGCAUGCAUUGGUCUUUGGUAAUGUGACAGCCAUUAUCCAGAGGAUGUACUCCCGCUGGUCCCAGUACCACACCAGAACCAAAGACCUCAAGGACUUCAUACGUGUCCAUCAUCUGCCGCAGAGCCUCAAGCAACGAAUGUUGGAGUAUUUUCAGACAACCUGGUCGGUCAACAACGGCAUCGACUGUAAUGAGCUGCUGAAGGACUUCCCGGAUGAGCUGCGAUCCGACAUCACCAUGCACCUUAACAAGGAGAUCCUGGAGCUGUCGCUGUUUGCCUCAGCCAGUCGCGGCUGCCUGCGCUCCUUGUCGCUGCACAUCAAGACCUCCUUCUGUGCUCCCGGAGAAUACCUCCUUCGACAGGGCGACGCACUUCAGGCAAUCUUCUUCGUCUGCUCAGGGUCCAUGGAGGUGCUGAAAGACAGCAUGGUGCUGGCCAUCCUGGGUAAAGGCGACCUGAUUGGGGCGAACCUGUCCUUAGAUGACCGAGUAAUAAAAACCAAUGCAGACGUGAAAGCCCUGACCUACUGUGACCUGCAGUGCAUCAACCUGAAGGGGCUGUACGAGGUGUUGGACCUCUACCCUGAAUACUCACACCGCUUCGUCCAGGACAUCCAGCAGGACCUCACAUACAACUUGAAGGAGGGACAUGAGACACAUGUGAAGGCCAGACUGUCCACAACAGCUGUAGAUCCUCAGUCCGGAGUGGGAAGGAAUGGACGAGUGGUUCAGGGCUAUCCGACCAUCAUCGAGGCACAGGAGGAACAUGAGGAAGAGGAAGAAAAUGAGGCCAUGUCUGUUUCUCUGUCAUCUGAGCGGAACUGGACAGAGAACCUCAGGGACGCGGGUGGGAAGUCUCCACUGAGCCGACCGAGCCAGAAGACCACGGGGCAGAGCUCCAGGAGGUCUCGGAGGGAGAUCCAGGAAAUUACUUUCACCACUUUAGACCCUUCCAACCUGAGCCCCAGGAUAGUUGACGGCACUGAAGACAGUGAGGUGACAGAGAGUUCCCUGGCCUUCUCCUUCUCCACCAGCCGAGGCUGUCCUGUCAGUGAACCAGCCAGUGCCUCAGCAUCUGCCACAGAUAUGCUGCAGAUCAGCACAGCAGAGUUAGCUGCUAAAGCAGAGGAGACCAGACGACAACUGCAACACCUCGACCAGCAGGUGAGCAACCUUGGGAGGGAAGUGGCCGACCUUGGACGAGUCAUGAAGAGAAUGGCCCAACUUAUGGAGACCAUCAUAUCACCAAUGCCUCAACCUACAAUAGUCUGCCCCACACACUACUCCCCAGCACACCACACUUGCCAGCCCCAUCCUAACCCUCCUCAGUCUUACCCUUUACUAACCUCUUCUCAGACUGCCUCCAUCUGCAUAGACACGCCCAUGUCAUUGCCAUCUUCUCCCCUCACUAUCCCACAGCAACACGGUGCAAUAUUCCAUAAGGACUCCCUCACACAUAGACCCCAGGAUGUCCAGCUGGCGUACCCUACUAUCCCGAGCUCAACUUUACCUCCAACUCCCAACUCGUCUGCCCUUCAACUACAGCCCAUCAUCACUGAGCCUCACCUGCCUUCCUCACCCCUCAGCUCACCUGAGAUUUCCCACUACAAAGACGAGCUUUCUGGCUCCAUCAGGUCAAAGGUACAUAGUCCACCUACGCAAGACGUGGGAGAUGAUAGCCCUCAUCAGAGCUCUGGGUGUUCUCCACAAACUGGACUUGGUGGGACCUACCACAACCCAACCAAGGGUUUGUAGCAGCCCUCCAUCUGAACUUUCCUGGACUCUGCAGAACUUUUUUCCAGAAUAUCUUUUGGGAUAUGUUCCCGAACUAAAGAUCAAACUGAUCAACUGGGGGUUCCCCAUAUCAUAGGAGGAUGUUUGCAGGGAUGCAACCCAGAUUCCUUUUGUUUUAAAGGCACGUGUUUAAGAAUCAUGUUGCAUGAAAACAAGUCCAGAAGGUUUAGGUGUGUUAGCUUUACCUUAUAGAAAUGUAGUUUUGUUAGACAGGAUGUAGAGAUUUUGGUCAUAUGUGGAACUGUGUGAUGGCAGCUCUCUGAGUACAGCUAAACACCCCACCCCCCACCACCUUGAGGACGCAGCAUGCCAUAAUGGGGGACAAAACGGAUAUGGAGGAGAGAGUUCUUUCUGUCCUCUCUUUUUUUGCUGGUUUCAGGUCGACUGGGCUGGUCAGAUGAAGACAAAGCAUCAUGAGUGAUGGAGGUGGGCUUUAGAGACAAAGAUGGGAGGGGUAUGUGCAGUUAAUGUUUCCUUCCCCCCAACGCUUCUUUCCUUGCUCACUCAACCUGUGCCUGAUGCUCUGGAUUGCAUGGACCAGUGCGUGGCUGGUGGAACCAGGAGCACAGAAUGUUGUGAGGAGAGACAUGGGACGCAUUGUGCUCUUUACCACCGGCCCUCAGGGAACAGGGGUGGAGGAAGUUGGUUAAGGAGGUGGUUGUGGGGGGGUUGUCAUGCCUCGGGCAGCAGAGCCCCUGCUGUCGCCUGUCACACUGAGCACAGGGACCCUUUCUCCUUCUCUUUUCCAGUAGUUCUCUCCAUUCACCUACCACUCUCUCUCUCUCCCUCCUUCUUUCCUCUUUCUCUUGCUCUCUGCAUGCCUUUCCGAGCCUUUUGAGUAGUGCCUGUAGACAGACAUUAACAUGCUGCAUGUCACCCUGUGGAACUCCAGCUUGCCAUUUAUCUAUCUAUUUAAAGGAAACACGGUUCAGUCUUUUAAUAGCUGAUCCUGGCAUUUACUGAUGCAUAUUUAUUGGACGUUGAAUAAGUUUAAACAACUGGGUAAUUUUAGGCACAAGGUAGUCACCCAUUUUGUGAAGUGGUCUGGAGCAAACUGCCGAUACUAAAGUGGUUCAUGACCCACAAUGGAGGCCAUUUCCUUGAUCAUCACCCAGGGUUAUCAGCUCUGAGAUCCAGUUUCUCAGCUGUUCAGAGCGAAGGCAAUAUUCCCACAUAAAAGCACAAUAAGGAAAUAAAGACGCUUUUAUAUUUCUAUGAAUGUAUCAAUACUAAAGAUGUAUUUUUUUACCUCAAAGAAUGCAGGAGUGUGGGAUAGCAGUAAAUGAUGCCACUGUAUAUGACGUUAUGGCAGUUCUGUUUGCUGGUACCAGCCAAUGCAAUCUUAAACCAGGAAAAAGGUCCUAAUGCUCGUCCCGACAGAUCUACUCUUUUCUUUUGAAUUCAUGUAGACUUGACUCUGCUUCUGCAAAUGGAAUGUACUGUAAUCAAAUUUUCCCUUAACAUUUUGAUAUUUAUUAGAUAAAAAAACUGUUAUGCUAAUAAACGACAAAUAUGACUGUUA